Messenger RNA from Pseudo-nitzschia multistriata, 2798 nucleotides. The record is from the annotation of a GenBank genome assembly. NCBI's taxonomy places the organism in Eukaryota, Bacillariophyta, Bacillariophyceae, Bacillariales, Bacillariaceae.
CGGUUCUACUUUAUGGAUCGACAAUAUCGACGAUGCCCAUGGAAUUCUGCAAGAAUUUAAACCAUGGAUGGAAGAUGAAAGGUUCAAAAAGAUUUGGCACAACUACGGCUUUGAUCGACACGUGAUGUGGAACGAAGGGAUCGAUUGCAAAGGGUUUGCAGGUACGUUAGUAGAAAUAAUUAUCGUUCAAUGCCAAAAACAAAUCAGUGAGUCAGUUAUUGAUUUGCUUACUCUCUAUGUGUUUCUGCCUGGGCCACAUCUAACUUGAAAUCUUCUAGGGGACACCAUGCACAUGGCGCGUUUACAAGACACGAGUCGCAUGAAAAACGGUGGCGGCGGCUACAGUCUAGAGGCAUUGACAUCAGAGUUGUUGGGUCUGAGAAAGAGACCAAUGAAGGAAAUAUUUGGUGUUCCACGUAUCAGAAAAGAUGGAACACCGGGGAGCAUAGUGGAUGUCCCUCCGAUUGAAGUUUUGCAGCGUGAUCCUAGAUUUCGUGAAAACUUUAUCGCAUACUCGUGUUACGAUGCCGUUGGAACAUGGAGGUUGCACCAAAGACUAGUGGAGUUAUUGAAGAAGAUGGACUGGAUUUCGACGGACACAAAUUUGUACGACUACUACUGGGCAAAUAUGAGGGCUUUCGGCGAAGUUUUGACGGACAUGGAAAGGCGUGGUGUUUAUGUGGACGCGAAAAAAUAUUUAGCAUCAGUAGAAACACAAGCACGUCAAGAUCGAGCAGAUCACCUAAGAAAAUUUCGACAAUGGGUGGCAAAGGAAAUCGGUCCAGAUGGGUUAGCUAUCAAUCCCGCAAGCUCGGUUCAAUUAUGUACUUUACUUUUUGGUGGAUCUCAAAAUAUUAAGACUAAGGAACCAACUGAACAUAUCCGAGUAUUCAAAGUUCCUGUUGAAGAGAUUCCCGAGGAUGCUUUGGAGGAGUACCAGAAGAUUGAGGAGAAGAAACAGAAACAAAACGGAGACAAAAGUAAGUCCAUCGUUCAGAAUAUAUGAUUUGCGCAGAGAUUCGCAUUCUCAAAAAUACUACUUUUGGUUAAUUUGUCAUGCAAGAAAAUGGAAUAGAAACUGAUCAAUUAGAUCAACUCAAGGCAGUUCAAUUGAAGGCACUAUGUAAAGAAUGUGGCCUGAAAGUGUCGGGGAAGAAAGCCGAUUUGCAACAACGUCUUCGUGACCAUCUUCUAUCGACUCCAGUGAAAGAAGUCGAAGAUGACGAGUUUGAUCAAAUGUCUGAUGAUGAAAUACGCCAGUCACUUAUUGCUAGAAGUCUAGAUGAUAGUGGUGACAGAAUGGAGCUUUUGAAGAGACUCAGAGAUGACAUCCAAUACAUGCAUGACUUAGAGACAGCUGUCCCGCCAGAUGCGUCAGGACACGUGACAAUUAUUGAGGCUCUUGAGGCAGCUGCUCGUGAAGGUGGCGUCGCCGAAGAAAUUCUGCAGAGUAUUAAGGACAAAUCCAACGCGAAACCGAAAUUUAUAGAUGUAACAGUUCGGAGUCUUGGUAUGGAAGCCAUCAAGCAUACAGCAGGCGGGGCUCCUAGUGUGACAGCUGAUGUUCUACGUAAACUUGCUGGUGAUCCAUUUGAAGACCCUCCCAGAUAUGGAACGGUAAGAAAAAGUCACUCGAGGAGGACCUACAUCCCUCAUGAACAUAACAAAAUUCUCAUUUCGUAUACGAAUUUUUAUAAUUGCUCUCCCUUAAGGCAUUCGAGUUUUUUGGCGGCGGUGAAAAUGGACAUGAAGCAUGUGUAGGCUUAUAUAGCCUUUGUGCGAUAGGUUCAAUUGAUACCAUGAUUGCAAAUUUUCUCACAAGUUUGCAAUCUUUGGCGGAUCACCAGAGUCGAGUACAUUGCUCUCUGAAUCUCAAUACAGAAACAGGCCGACUCUCCUCUCGUCGCCCUAACCUUCAAAACCAGCCAGCACUUGAAAAAGACAAAUACAAAAUUCGACAAGCUUUCCAGGCAUCACAAGGAAACUCGUUGAUUGUGGCAGAUUACGGGCAACUUGAGCUUCGUUUGUUAGCGUCGAUGACAGAUUGUAAAUCGAUGAUUGACGCCUUCGAAUCUGGGGGUGAUUUUCACUCGAGGACGGCGAUGGAUAUGUUCGAUAAUGUGAAGCAGAAGGUUGACGAUGGUGAAGUGCUUUUGGAAUGGGAUUACGCCAAAGGGGAACCUCCGAAGCCACUCCUGAAAGAUGAAUAUGCUUCCGAAAGAAGAAAAGCCAAAACCUUGAAUUUUUCUAUUGCCUAUGGAAAGACAGCGCAUGGCUUAAGCCAAGAUUGGGGGGUUUCGCAGCAAGAGGCUCAAGAAAUGCUGGAUAAAUGGUACGACGCACGUCCUGAAGUACGCGAUUGGCAAGCAAAUACAAAAGCCUACGCUAGAAGAUUUGGGUUGACCCGUACGUUGAUGGGGCGAUAUCGGCAACUUCCAGAGGCGACUGGUCGGAAUAAACGGCUCCUUGGUCAUGCAGAACGUGCAAGUAUUAAUACGCCAAUUCAAGGUGGCGCUGCGGACGUUGCAAUGAUGGCAAUGAUCAAAAUCAAUGAGAGUGAAAAACUUAAACGACUUGGCUGGAUUCUUUUGCUCCAAGUCCACGAUGAAGUUAUGUUGGAAGGGCCAGAGGAGACUGCUGAGGAGGCUUUCGAUGAAGUAAUCCACUGCAUGGAAUCGCCAUGGGUCUUGGGGCUUUCGAAGACUUCCGUGCCGCUCCUUGUUGAUGGAAGCUGGAAACACAAAAAUUGGUACGAUGCGAAGUAGAUUACUCUGCUACAAUAAUGUGAGAAGCGUAUA